AGAGCACCUACAGGAAGCUGCAGAGGUGGACUGUAGUGACUGCAGCUUCCUGAGUGCUGAUUUUUGUUCUUUACGGGUCACACUGCGGCGUUUCUCCUCAAAAUGAGGGCACUAUAUCUGGUUUUGCUUUUUCAUGCAAGUCUUCAGCUUCAGUGUGACAAAAGAAACAUCAGAGCACAUAUUGGAGGUGAAUUCAUCCUCAUCUGCAAAUAUGAUACAAACCAUUUCCUCUACAGUAAAAAGUACUGGUGCCGAGGGAACUCCGGAAAUACUUGUGAGAUUUUGGUGGAUUCAGAAAGUGCUUCCAAAACUAAAAACACACACAGAUCUGUUAUAAUAGAUGCAGGAAGAAGAGGGCUGUUGGUGAAAGUGACAAAUCUCCAGUUUGAUGACAGUGGAGUGUACUGGGUUGGGAUUGACAAAAUCUAUGCCGACAUCAUGACUUCAGUUUCUGUGGUUGUCACUCAAGUUCCAGUAUCUAAACCCAGACUCUGGCCUUUGAGCUCUCUGGCAGACAGGUUGACAUGUUGGGGGAAGUCAGUGACUGUACGCUGUGAUAGCGAAAGGGGCACUGACAUUCAAUACGCCUGGUACCUCAAAGACAUCCUGCUGUACCACUCGUCAGACUUGAGCCUCCACUGCAGUUUAGUGGAAAAAGACAGUGAAUAUUACUGUGUUGCCAGUAAUGACAUUAACAGUGAGAACAGCGAUCUUGUCUCUGUCCAGGUUCUGAUGCCUGCAGACAGCAGCUGCAUCUAUGUGGUUAAGAUUCAGGGCCAACCCAUUUAUGACUGUGCAGACAGAAUGAGCACAACCACAGUCCAACCAACACCUCUGUCUACCUGCCAACCCACCACCAGAGUAAACUCAUCCACAAGGAACCUGACUUUACUGAUCAAUCACACUGAUCACAAUCCAUUUUUCAGAAGGACAUGGAGCGGGCUGCCACUCUGGUAUUCAUUGCUGCGCUGGAGUUCUUUUGCAUCCCUGCUGAUAAUUCUGUCUGCGACUCUUCAGUGUAUAAAAACAAGACACAGAAAACAUGCUAAGAGGAGGAAGAAAGUUUGUUUCAGGCAACAUCGUCAUCUGGCUCAGAGACCUUAGUUUACAGUGGUGGUUCUAUCAGCCUCUGUAAUGCUGGUUUUGUGUUGUUUUUUCUUUUUGCUCACCAAGGUUCCUUGAUAAAAUGUGAUAAUUCUCAUCUGUGGUGAGAAUGAGCUUAGUUCUGCUGUGGUCAACUAAAAGGGGGACUAAUAUGUGAUUAAAGUAUGAAUACUGCACAACUCAUGGGUUGUUGGUUGUGCUGCAACUUUUCACAACCUCCUGGUAAAAUCAUGAAUAUACAUUAAAUUAUGCUCCUAUUCCUAAGUUUAAAUUGAUACAGUACCAUGUUGAUCUAUUUUCUCACAUUAAUGUUUCGAGAGGUAUAGUGGAACUCAAAAAGUCAAUGUUUUUUUGUGGUGAUAUUUUCUCUGACACUGUUCAAAAUGCCCCAGUGUCCACUCACAGAUUAUCAUCAUCAUCACUGAAUACAGACCUAAUGAUCAGUGGCCUGUUUUUGUUACUGAUGUGAUCGACUCCAGCCCCGCCAUGACCCUAAUGAGGAUUAAAUGGUGUGUAGAUAAUGGAUGGAUGGAUAGUGUUCUUCAGAAGGACAGAUGAGGAGCCAAAAAACUAAUUUAAUAAUGUAAAUUUUGUAUUGCUUCAUGACCAAUGAAACACAUACACUCUUCUCUUUGAGAGUAUUUAUUUACCAUUGGAAAUUUUCAUAGCCUGUUAUAUAGUGUUUAUUUCACAUUUUUGUGAUGUUGUCUUCUCAUUAACAAUACAUGAACUGUUUUUUUCUCUCUAAUGGAGGACAACAUGUUGAAAUGCGACUUAGCUUAUAAAGUUGUGAGUAAAUGCAAUUAAAUUACACUUUUUCACAUUUUAAAUGGCAUACUACACUUAAUAAUCCUGUAUUAAGUGCAAUAUUAAGUCUUAUGUGAUAUUAAGACAAAAAGCGUUUGUUUUUGUUUUUUGGUGGUGUUUUUCAGAGCAUUUUUACUUACUGAAGAAAAACUGUAUGUUUUGUUUUCUAUAACACAAGUUCAUGAUAGUUGUGUAGUUUUGGAGUUGUUCAGUCUCAUGGGAGUGUCAGGAAAUGUACUGUCUGAAAGAUCUUCAUUUACCUACUUUAUGUAUAUAUAUAUGUAUAUAAGAUUAAAUCCUAUCAUAAAUUUCUUGCAAAACUCAAAUUGGAUAAACUUUUUAUCCUUCCAUUUUGUUAAAUGGGUAUGCAGUUUCUACCGUGUCUGUUUUCACUUAGGCUUUUCUAGCUGUUUAAAGGAACUAUGGCAGUCAGUCAACCAUAUGACUUCCUUUAAUUAUAUAUAGCAAAUCUAAUGUUAAAGAGUGAAUUAUUGAAACUUACAUUACGUACUAGAGAAACUGAGUUGAAGCUCAUAUGUUAAGGAGCUACCAAUAAUGAAGACAUUAUAAUAAGAAAUGGCAGCAUUCAACAGAUGUAUGCCGCAUUAGUAACAUAGUGACAUCUAGUGGCUUUGUGGUAAACCAACAUAAAGAGGAUUUCUGAUUGAAGAGAAGAUAUGAAACCGAGUGGCAUGUAUUCAGUUAUUUGCAGCAUAUGUCCAAACCAUAGAAACACAUGGGGUUUUAUUAGAUUCAGAAGGUGUUACCCAAACACCCACAUGUCCGUCAUAAUAGAAGAAGGAUGAAGAAAGCUACUUGGGAAAGUGACAAAUCUCCAGUUUGAUGACAGUGGAGUGUACUGGGUUGGGAUUGACUAAAUGUAUGCUGACAUCAUGUGAAAAUAUGCAUCAUUAUGGCAGUAUCAGCAACAUAUACAGUGUCUGUAAAAAGUAUUUACCUGGAAGAUUUCCCUUUUUGUUACUUUUCAACAUUGAAUCGUGUUAAGAUUUCCAAGAGGCUCAAGUGCAGGAAAUGAAAAGGCAGAGGAUUAAUGCAAUAAAGGCUGGUUUAUUUACAAAACUCAGAAUGAGAUUAACAAAGCAACAACAGAAAACGACGAUGGGAAAUGGGCGGAAGAAGAGGGAGAGGGCACUAUCUAGGCCUGGCAGCUGCCAACCUGACAAAUCAUGGUUAAUUCAAGUUGGUAUUUUGACACAAAUUUACCAAAAGAACUCUUUCAUGUCAUGAGAAAACAAGAAGUAAUGCCAAUUAACUAAAACAAAUGAAAUACAAAGCAGUAGACUGCAUAAGUAUUCAACCCCUUCAAGUCACUAUUUAGUGGAUGCACCUUUGCCAAAUUCUCAAUUGGAUUGAAAUCUUGGCUCUGACUACGCCACUCCAAAACAUAUACCUUGUUGCCUUUAAACCAUUUCUAAGUAGUUUUGCCUGCACGCUUCAAGUAAUUGUCUUGCUGGUAUUUAUAAAUAUUUUCCCAAGUCACACAGGGUUGAUCUAUACUUUGCUGCAUUCAUUUUACCCUCUACUUAUACCGCAGUUGCUUGAUAUGUAUUCACUAUCCUCAGAUGAUCUCAAUUUCACUAACUGUGCAGCUUCUAUUACUUAUUUUUACAUUUUAUAUGUUGAAUUAAUUAACAUUAAUUUGUUGACAUCUGUUCUCACUUUCAUAUGAAAUAGUCUUUUGUGUAAAUUCUUGUAAAGUUGCCAAAUUAAAUUAAUCAUGAUUUAUUUCAGAAAAGCAAAUUGUCAUUACUAUUGACUUGAGCAGUGAGAACAUGGCUCUACUUUUUUUUCCACGUUCUGUUGCCAGCAGACAGCAGCUGUAUUUAUGUUGCUGUUAAGAGUCAGUGACUGAAAAUGUUCUAGUUCUGGGUGUGGUUCUGUUUCCUCUGUGCCUGUAACUUCUCUUUUUCUUAAAUUUCUGAAAUGAUAAUCAACACAUUGUGUCAUGGUAUUUGAGCUGUUCCAUUACAUCAUUUCCUCACUUGCCGCUUAAAAAAGAGCUGUCAUGAAGGCGUGAUAGAGCAUUAAAGCAUUCACACCCUCAUCUACAAUUAUAGCUAUGGAAAAUGACCUUUUGGCCACUGCAAAU
Molecule: messenger RNA, 4021 nt
Organism: Amphiprion ocellaris (clown anemonefish)
Lineage: Eukaryota; Metazoa; Chordata; Actinopteri; Pomacentridae
Exons: 5
Coding region: 103-1104 (333 amino acids)
Source: RefSeq, a predicted model, not a curated record